Rhododendron vialii is the source of this 1267-nucleotide messenger RNA. RefSeq names its product agglutinin-like. The annotation marks the transcript as partial. The record is from RefSeq and is a predicted model, not a curated record. NCBI's taxonomy places the organism in Eukaryota, Viridiplantae, Streptophyta, Magnoliopsida, Ericales, Ericaceae. Gene Ontology annotation, molecular function: carbohydrate binding. The transcript has 6 exons.
ACAAAUAAAAAAGGCACUACGAUUUCUCUGUCAUUUGAUAAGCAAGCACUAAUUGGGAAUUCUCUGCAUACUGGGACAGUGUACAAGAAGAGAUACCGUACAGUACAUGAAGUCAAAUGUGUGCCAUUCAUAUACGUUGUAGGUCAUCAUAGUUGGAGUGAUGUGCAGGCGAAGGCUAGCAGUAUAGAAGGAUGCAUAUCUAUAGGGCCAUGGGGACAUCUAGAAGGCGAACCUUGGGCUUACAAUCCUGAAGGUCGAAUAAGGCAGAUAACUGUAUGCAAUGGAUCGGUUGUUGAUUCCCUCUCCUUCCAAAGUGAAAGCUCCAAUGGUGAGGUGGAAUGGUCAGAAAAGUAUGGUGGUCCAGGUGGCAGUCGUUGUGAGACGGUGAACAUUACCAGUCCUGCAGAGUAUCUGACUGCGUUGAAUAUAACUUUCGGAAACUUCAAGGGCCAGGAUGUUGUUACAUCUAUUUGUUUUCAAACAAAUGUGAGACAAUAUGGACCUUUUGGUAACAAGAAGGGGUAUUCGUUAUCCAUUCCGCUGGAGGGUGGAGCCGUCGUAGGUUUCCAUGGCCAUGCCGGUCAAUACCUCAAUGCCAUCGGCAUCUACGCAAAGCCACAAAGCACUUCAGGUGAAGAAUAUGAGGCAACCCAGACCCAGAUUACCGAUAUCAUGAAGCUGGCUGUGCCACGCGAUACCGGACCUUGGGGUGGCUCAGGUGGAAAACACUGGGAUGACGGUGUCUUUGCCACUGUAAAGCAAGUUGAUGUGCACAUAGAACAAGCCUUGAAUGUCAUACGUGCAGUACAGCUGAGAUGCGAAAAGAGAGAUGGGCAGCUUGUUGUGACACCAAGCCAUGGUGGUCCUCGUGGUGAUUUAAUUAAGACGAUUAGAGUUGACGGAACAAGCGAGUUUUUAGUCAGCGUUGAAGGUUUCUACGGACCAGUUGAGGGGAAAAACGGCUGUGAGGCUAUAAAAUGCAUUACCUUCUACUCUAACAAGCGAAGGUAUGGCCCAUAUGGGGGAGAAGAGAUCGGCACACACUUUAGUUCGGCUCAGUCUGUAGGAAAGAUCGUUGGCUUCUUUGGGAGAGCCGGGUCCUAUUUGAAUGCCAUAGGUGUUCACAUGGAGUAUUUUUAAAGGUUUCCUCCCGGGUUUUUGUUGUCUAUUUAAGUUACUCCAGACUCACAUUUGCUUUCCAAGUGAACUUUGAUUGACUCUAGCCUUCUGAUGUUUUUGUUUAAUUAUGGUAGUUGAUGUGUUACUA